Messenger RNA from Heterobilharzia americana, 429 nucleotides. The record is from the annotation of a GenBank genome assembly. Lineage: Eukaryota; Metazoa; Platyhelminthes; Trematoda; Strigeidida; Schistosomatidae.
AUGUCGGGUUUAAGACCGAGGCUUCCAACAUUUUCCCAGAGUCGGGCAGUCGAUAGUGCACUUAUAACUUGUCAGAAAUGUUUGGAAAAAGGCCACUGGACGUAUCAGUGCACAGGUAAGCGCAAAUACCUCAAACGCGAAUCAUAUACUGCUGUGCUGGGCAAGAAACUUGAAGCUCAGAAAAAGACUCAAUCAAAGGUUGGAAAAACAUCAAGCAGUAGUGAAUCAUCGUCAUCAUCAAGCUCUAGUUCUUCGAAUGAAUCUUCUACUUCAAGCUCUAACGAUGACUCUGACGAAAAAGAUUCUGAUUCAGAAAUGAAUUCAAGCAGUAACGAAAGUUCUAGUGAUAAUUCAUCAUCUGAUACUUCCUCAAACAGUGGCGAUAGUCAAUCUUCUACGAGAAGUUUGAAGCGCAAAAGAAAAUCUUAG